AAUAAUAGUAAUAUUAGAACAAUGGGAUACAAUUCUGUGUCCCUAAUAGUAACAAGCCUGCUCGUGGUGAUUACAUCGCCGGUGGUUUUCGCUAACGAUGCAGCACCAAUUCCGCAGAACAAAGGCGGAAUCGAGCAGUGGUUCAACACCAACGUCCCGUCGUUGGCUAGUAGAAAAAGUACAUUAGAUCCAGCUCUAUUGGCCGCUGAGGCUAAGCCACGUAUCAUCAAGGUGGAACAAAAUGGAAGAGGCCAUUUUAAGACAAUAACCGAAGCGAUAAAGAGUGUACAGGCAGGGAACACUGGGCGUGUGAUCAUCAAGGUAGGUCCUGGUGUAUACAAAGAGAAGGUCACAAUAGAUAGAAACAAGCCCUUCAUCACACUGUACGGUCAUCCAAAUGCAAUGCCGGUAUUGUCAUACGACGGUACCGCAUUACGAUAUGGGACAGUCGAUAGCGCAACUCUCAUUGUCUUGUCCGACUAUUUCAUGGCUAUUUCAAAAGUUAAGCACAUCAAGAACCCUGAUGGUAUUAGUAUCCAUGCCCUUCGGAAACACAUGUAGUCUCAGAGACUCUGUGGACUCUAGUGAAGUGCUUGCACAUGAGUUGGGUGGUGUCGUGAACUGAACCAAGACUUCACCAAACACAGCCUAACAUUUACACAGAUCCUUUCUCUUUUUUUUUUCUCCUGACUCCGUUUAACUCCAAUCUUUCUGUUAGGGACGUUAAGUCCAAGCUCAUAAUAGAGGCUGCAAACCAUCCAACAGAUCCAGAAGCAGACCAGGAUAGGAAUUUUAUUACUCUGUUUUCUGUUCUGAUAUGUUACUCAAAC
Molecule: messenger RNA, 830 nt
Organism: Camelina sativa (false flax)
Lineage: Eukaryota; Viridiplantae; Streptophyta; Magnoliopsida; Brassicales; Brassicaceae
Product: pectinesterase PPME1-like
Source: RefSeq, a predicted model, not a curated record